Microtus oregoni (creeping vole) is the source of this 1365-nucleotide messenger RNA. RefSeq names its product chromosome unknown C3orf33 homolog (gene Miso1). The transcript has 5 exons. The coding region runs from base 4 to 906 and encodes 300 amino acids. The record is from RefSeq and is a predicted model, not a curated record. Lineage: Eukaryota; Metazoa; Chordata; Mammalia; Rodentia; Cricetidae.
AACAUGGCGCGGCCGCCGGCGAGCACCGGGUCGCAGGCGCCCGACCCGGACCAACGGGAAGCCAACGUGGUGACGCGCCUGUCGCAGUGGGCGGACAGCCACCUGCGCCUUGUCCAGGUGCCGCGACCCGGCGGGAACGUCAGCACGGGAAUGGCCAUAGCUGGGAUCGUGUUACUAAUGAGAAGUGUCCGGCUGACAUCAAAAUUCACAGCCUCUUCAGAUAUUCCAGUGGAGUUUAUAAGAAAGAAAGUGAAGCUCCGUGGCCGAUUACACCGGAUAACUGAGUGUGGUCUAGAAAUUGAACAUAUUCCUAUUACUUUACCUUUUAUAUCUUCGUGGAAAAAAGAGCCAUGUGGGUUUUUGCUGGUUAAGCUGGCUGGAGUAGAACUCACUGAAACCGGUAAGGUCUGGUUACAGAAAGAGCUGAAACCUUCCCAGCUGCUGUGGUUCCAGCUUCUUGGAAAGGAGAAUUCAGCACUGGUUUGCUACCUUCUAGUGAACAAGGGUGGAUACUUUAACGUGAAUCUGAAUGAGGAAAUUUUGAGAAGAGGCUUGGGCAAAACUGUUCUUGUUAAAGGGCUAAAUUAUGACUCAAAAACCCACUGGAAAAUCCACAGAAACUUACUUAAGGCUGAACUGACAGCCGUAAAGAAAGGAGAAGGAAUAUGGAAGGAAGAGUCUGAAAAAGAAAGCUAUUUGGGAAAAUUCAAAGAUUCCUGGAGAGAAAUGUGGAAAAACAACAAUUAUUUAAAAACAAGCAGCCCAGAUUUCCACUUGUCCAAAGACAGUUAUUAUGACAGGUUUCGGAGGGCUUAUGGAAGCUGGAAGGACCACAUGGGCAACUUCUCUUUAGUUUUGAAACUCAGAGAACUUGUGAGCCGCUUGCACUUCGGGAGAAAAAGAUGAAGUAUCCUUGAGGCCUAGAGGUGACCUCUGAUGAGUGCAUGACUAUAUGACCACUUUUCCUUGAGUCAAAUGGAAAUUUCUUCAGGUGACCAAAAUUCUAGUCUUAAAGAUUCAAAACACUGUUAAAACCAAAAUAAAUUUGAAAGAAUUAUGAUCAAUGCAAUAUACUUUCAGGAAAAAGUAACACACUAUACAGUUACCUGGUAGAAGGCUGUGUCCAUAUAGAACUAGUGUUUUACCUGUUUCUUCUCCUGCCCUGCUCCCUAGUGCUGUGGAUUGAACGCAGGGCCUCAUGCACUCUGGAUUCGUUAGCAUACCUUGGUCAAGUCUCAUUGCCAGCACUAAUGUCUCAAAAGAAAGUUCAAGUAUUGACUGUUAAAUUAGUUAUUUGGCACAGCCAGUUUUAUUAUUUGUUUUUCAAUUUCAUCAACUUUAUAAUAAAGGAAGUUUUGGAAUGUU